AUGCUGCAGCCACCGUCUCCCCUGUUGGAGAUGGCAUCACUGCGUUUGCCAGACUCCGAGGAGUUCGACGUGGACACCCGCCGCAGGAGUAACAAUGGCAACGUACCACCUACCACCGUCUCGGCCGUUCCACCGGCCACUGGCACCCUGCUGCAGAUGAGGAACGACCUUGGCGAUUAUCUGAACAACCUGAUAGCGGAGGCGAUCACGACCAAUCCGAGGACGCCGAUGGAGGAGCACGGUGGAUUGUUGAACGCCAGUAAAACGGUGAACCUCUCCACUGCCGAACAGAUUCCCGAUCGAUUGUACAGGCACAGCAUGGCGAUGUCGGCGGUUUACUGUGUCGCAUACGUUCUCGUAUUCGUCGUCGGCCUGAUCGGCAACAGUUUCGUCAUAGCCGUGGUGUAUCGGUCCCCGCGGAUGAGGACCGUCACGAACUUCUUCAUCGUCAAUCUCGCGGUCGCCGACGUCCUCGUCAUCGUCUUCUGCCUGCCUGCCACGCUGAUGAGUAACAUCUUUGUCCGUGAGUACCAGAAGCGAUUCACGUUUGUUUCAACGUUCGAUUUCUCGAGAGGUUCUCGAUGCACUCGAACUGGCCGUCCGUUUAAACCAUAG
Molecule: messenger RNA, 615 nt
Organism: Heterotrigona itama
Lineage: Eukaryota; Metazoa; Arthropoda; Insecta; Hymenoptera; Apidae
Source: the annotation of a GenBank genome assembly